AUGGAGUCAUGCGUCUUGUCACGUAUCCUCACCAUCGCUCAUGAAUCUGAUGUUGGGAAGACAACUACUGUCAUCACUGCUUCUAAAAUCAUUUUCUCUGGUGACCUCAAGGAAAGAGAUUCUCCGACCGGUAAUGACACCGGCUUCUUCUCCGUCGGGAGGAAGGAUGGGAAGGUCGCUCCGGUUGGGGUUUUUGACAAGUAUCCGGCUCUUGUUACCGGUUUUUUCUCCUUCAUGUGGGUUACUGUAUCUGUGAGGAAACAUCUUAUAAUGCAUUAUUUUAUUGUUGUGUGUUGCGGGCAGCCUAUGGACUCAAAUCUCCUGGAGCUGUUGAUUUCUGUUGCUGUCUGUCCUCCAUUAGGCCAUGUGACCAGUAAUGCAUCAUUCGCAGCGGUUGUUAUGUUCUUUACCCACACAAUCAAAGGUGACGUCAAGAUGGCACUGUAUUGUCCAAAAAAAUUAUUUCCUAUUGGUACCAAGAGGAUGCCAUAA
Messenger RNA from Dovyalis caffra, 492 nucleotides. Lineage: Eukaryota; Viridiplantae; Streptophyta; Magnoliopsida; Malpighiales; Salicaceae. The record is from the annotation of a GenBank genome assembly.